AUGGAGGCCUUGCAAACACGCAAGCGCCGCAGGGAGGAGCUUGGUCCGUCGGCCACGCCGUCAGCAGGCUCGUCGCCCUCGCCACGGACCUCGUCACAGGCCUCGCCCUCGCACCCAGCCGCGGCACGCCCUGUCAAGCGCGCGUGUCUGCUCCCGCAGUGGAAGCCAGGGUCAGUGGCACGAGCUGCAGUCGCUGCAUCACCUCGAGCUACGGCGGCUAAGGUCCGUGUGCUGGUCGGCGAGGCAGUGGAUGAGGUGCUGGCCAUUGGCGAGACGGUCGUUCUGCCGGAGACGUCCGCCGGCCGCGGAGCAGCAGGCGCCACGGGCGGGCCGGUCCUCGGCCUCGCCUGGGCACCGCUGGAACCGGUAGUGGUGGCUGCAGUGGCGCCCGGAGGACUGGAUCCGCCGGACGCGCCGAUGAGUGCAGCCGCCAGCGCCGGCGCAGAGCUGCAGCUGUGGCGGGUGGGUGCGGUGAGCGCGAGCGGGGCCGAGAGCCUGGCGUGGGAGGCGACGGUGACGGUCGGCGGUGGCCCUGUCCGCGUCCUGGCGUUCUGCCCGUGUUCGGCCGGGCCGGGGCGGCUAGGUGUGCUGGCGACGGCGGGGAGCGAUGGGCGGGUGAGGUUGUAUGUGCUCCCGACAGGGCUCACUGGCGAGGCCGCCCUCGAGCCGCUGGUGGAGAUUGCGGUCGACGGUGUGGCGUUUACGUGUGUGGCAUGGAGCGCGGCGUCGCUGUCACUGGCGCUGCUGGCGCUGGGUGGGACGGACGGACGGAUCUACGUGUACCAGAUUCAGUCACUGUCCGAGGCUGCGGCGGCCGAGCCGCUGGUGGUCCUGCCCGGGCACGCGCAGGCAGUGAUGGACCUCGACUGGGCGCCGCUGCAGUCGCCCGGCCUUGUAGCUGCGCGGUCGUUCCGAUCUGGCGCACCGCUCCUAGCGUCGGCCGGAUGGGAUGGCGCCGUCAAGGUCUGGUCGCUGGCUGCGCCGCUGGAGGCGGCAGCGGUUGUGCAGCUCUCGUCGGUUCCCAUCCGGACCAUGCACUGGCUUCCUGUGGUCCCGCCCAAGGCGAGCGGGGGCCGGGGGGCGGCAGCGGUGGCCGACGAGAGCAUCGCCACGCUGCGGACUCAGAUGCGGCUGAAGGAUACAUUUCUCUCGGGCGCCGGGCGGCACUUUGUGCCCGGCAUGGCGGCGCAGCUGUCCGAGGCCUCGUCGCUGGGAAUGGCGUCGCCGCUGCUGGUGGGCAUAGAGAACGGAUCCGUUCUCCUUGUUCACCUCGACUUUAGCGCCAAGAACUGGUCGCGCCAGUACAAGCACGAUGCCGCUCUUGCCGAGCUGGCGGUCUCCGACGAUGGCCUUGUGAUGGCGCUGGCCGACUUUCGUGGGCGGACGGCGACGGUGGCGGGCGCGACGGCCGAGUCGGCCCGCGGCUGCGUCGCACAUCACGCUAUCGCGAGCAUUGUCGACACCGCCAGCAACUCUGUCCGCCUCGUCACUGGAGCCGCCGUCGCCCGCCUUUCCGUCCCGCUGCCUCCAACCCCGAUCUCCGUCGCCGAGUCUGCCAAAUCGGUCGCCUUUGCCCCGACAGACCCGGACCAGCUCGGCGAGCCUCUGGCCGGGCACAUGCUUGCCUCUGGCCUCGGUGCUGGCCUUCUUGUCAUCCAGUGGCUGGCGCUGCCGUAAUUGACCGUCUUGGCCACAUCAUGAACAAACUCCCGGCCGA
Messenger RNA from Thecamonas trahens ATCC 50062, 1717 nucleotides. RefSeq lists its product as uncharacterized. Gene Ontology annotation, biological process: transcription by RNA polymerase III. Gene Ontology annotation, cellular component: transcription factor TFIIIC complex. Gene Ontology annotation, molecular function: protein binding. The record is from RefSeq and is a predicted model, not a curated record. Bases 1 to 1677 code for a protein of 558 amino acids. NCBI's taxonomy places the organism in Eukaryota, Apusomonadida, Apusomonadidae. The transcript has a single exon.